AGUCAAAAGACUUGUGUAUGGCCUUCAAUCAAGUCGCGGGUUGAAUACACGCGAAUUGGAAUAGGGCGAGGUCCGGACGUGCCAUUGCCCUGGAGGCGUUGAGCGUGCUGCUGCACGUUAACCAUGCUCGCCUGAGACGGAAUGGCACAUACCUCCAUCGAUACCGGCGAGGACGUGGAUCCGUACGAACGGGACCUUGCAAACUCGCCAUCGGUUCUCGCUGGCGAGGUGCAAAAGAGCCUCAAGCGAGUAGUGCAAGAGACUGCGUGGACCAUCAAGCGACGGCAGCAAGCGAAUGCCAUUGGAUUUGAUAUCGUGAAGGAGCCUGGUGAGCUGCACAAGGUACAGCAAGCUUGCUUGCAGUAUGUCCAAUCGGUCGGAGCGCUGCGAACAUGGCUGAUGCACGCUCAAGCCGCGCUGCUCGAUGAGCUCCAGACCGCGACAGAGCGAGAAGCCAGAGACACACGCAAAGCUCAAGAGAAGGCAGCUGAAGAAGCAGCUAAAACGUCCAAGGCUCAGGCGAAGGACGAAGCAUCCAUCGACGAGACUAGCGCACAGUCAGCGGUCCCUAAGAGCACUGGAAAACAGCCAGAAGGAAUUUCGACCUCCGGAAAGGGCGACACAGGCAUGAUCGGUCUGACCAUGGAAUGUAGCCCUGAGGCUUCAGCAAUCGCCGCCAUGACUUCAUCGGCCGAUACGGCUACUCUGACGAGCGAUGCUCGAGCGAAUCAGGAGCCAGUGGCCUUGGAUGCGCCUGCUGCUACAGCGGUAAUAGCGUCCAACCUGCCUACUUCGACCCCAUCUGUAGAUGCGACCGCGAUUAUCCAGCAGAUCAUCAACAACAUGCCCUCCUCGACCGAUGCCACCAGCGCGCCGUCCUCGAACCUACCUGACCUCACAGCUUUUGGUUUUGGCGACUUUGGCCUCGGAUCCUCCUCCAGCUUUGAUCCUGGUGCUCUUGAUAUGCAGAACUUCAAUUUUGACGGCAUGGACUUUGGCAGCAGCGUCGACGAUGGUUCGGGCGGUGUCAAUGGGCGCCCAGGCAGUCUGGGCGAUUUGAGCUCACUGGACUUUUCGAAUCUUGGUGGUCCGCCGAGCGCAACGGCGGCAGAGUUCGAUUUGACGUCUAUGAUUCAGUCAUUCGAUCAGGCAACAAGCAGAAACCAGUAAUGAUAAGCCUUCUGCGACGGUUCGACGUGUACGUGCUCUACACAGCAGGUUGUCUGCGUGUACAUGAAUGAUAUUCUACACCAUCAAAU
Molecule: messenger RNA, 1259 nt
Organism: Tilletiaria anomala UBC 951
Lineage: Eukaryota; Fungi; Basidiomycota; Exobasidiomycetes; Georgefischeriales; Tilletiariaceae
Exons: 2
Coding region: 142-1170 (342 amino acids)
Source: RefSeq, a predicted model, not a curated record